Molecule: messenger RNA, 1026 nt
Organism: Penicillium psychrosexuale
Lineage: Eukaryota; Fungi; Ascomycota; Eurotiomycetes; Eurotiales; Aspergillaceae
Product: putative NAD binding Rossmann fold oxidoreductase
Exons: 3
Coding region: 1-1026 (341 amino acids)
Biological process (GO): NADPH regeneration
Cellular component (GO): cytoplasm
Molecular function (GO): oxidoreductase activity; nucleotide binding
Source: RefSeq, a predicted model, not a curated record
AUGGCUACCCAAAGAUUGAAGAUCGGCUGUGCUGGUCUAGGCCGUAUGGGCAAGCGCCAUGCUCUGAACUUCCUGGAGCGUACUCCCCGAGCUGAGCUUGUGGCUGCCAGCUCCCCUGACCCCGUCGAACUCGAAUGGGCCAAAAUCCACCUCGAGCCCUUCGGCGUAACCCUGUACCAGAACUACGACGACAUGCUCAAGCAUGAAGGUCUGGUUGCCGUGGUGGUUGCAUCGGCAACUGCUGUGCAUGCCGAGCAAGCAAUCAAGGCAAUUGAAGCAGGCAAGCACACUCUUUGCGAGAAGCCUAUCUCCACAAGUCCCGAAGUGUCUCAAACCGUCGUCGACGCAGCAGCCAAGAAGCCAGACCUUAAGGUGAUGUGCGGCUUCUCCCGACGCUUCGACAAGUCCUACCGCGACGCAUACCAGAAGAUGCAGGCAGGAGCAAUCGGCACUGCAUCCGUACUCCGCAGCCAGACCUGCGAUAAGCUCGAUCCCAGCGGGUUCUUUGUCGCGUACGCCGAGUUCUCCGGCGGCAUCUUUGUCGACUGCUCCAUCCACGACAUUGACCUCACUCUUUGGUUCUUCGGCAACGACUGCAAAGUGAAGUCCGUGUCGGCGAUUGGCAACACAGCCGUCGAGCCCGACCUGCGCAAGCACAACGACCGCGACAACGCCGUCGGCCUGGUCGAGUUCUACGAUGGCCGUAUUGCCUACUUCUAUGCUUCCCGCAUGAUGGCCGCUGGCCAGGAGGAUGUCACUGAGAUUAUCGGCACCAAGGGAAAGCUGGCGAUUAACAACCAGCCUGCAAUGAACCACGUUAAUAUCUACGAUGAGACCGGCUAUGCGUUUGUUACCGAGGCUAAUGAGUUCACGGCUUGCUGUCUUGAUAACACGGCACUGCCUCUUGAUCUUGAGAAUGCUGUCAAGGCUGUUCGCAUUGGUGCUGCGCUGCAGGAGUCCAUGGUUACAGAGAAGAAGAUUUACUUCGAUGAGGAUGGGAAACGGUCGCAGUUGGCUAGUCUGUAA